Chaetomium globosum CBS 148.51 is the source of this 588-nucleotide messenger RNA. RefSeq lists its product as uncharacterized. The record is from RefSeq and is a predicted model, not a curated record. The transcript is spliced from 2 exons. NCBI's taxonomy places the organism in Eukaryota, Fungi, Ascomycota, Sordariomycetes, Sordariales, Chaetomiaceae. The coding region runs from base 1 to 588 and encodes 195 amino acids.
AUGGCUACACGACCGACUUUACCUUACGUUGCGCCCGACGAAAUCCUCCCAUCACCCCUACCGAGUGUAGAGGAGAUACUGGCUUCGCCCUGUCUAUUUGACGGUGUCUUUCGCCGCGUUGGCCACCACUUUAUGGUCAAACAUGGAAAGUCAACCGGCGCUCUCCUUCAAGAGGGCCAGAACAUGCUUUUUGUUGAGCAGUCGGCUUCCUUGCUGCGCAUUCCAAAGAAUUACGCAAUAUCCAGUCAUGAGAAAACGAACAUGGACUUCAUUGUGAUGGAGUACAUUCCUGGAAAAUUGUUAGACCGUAUAGAUUGGUGUACUCUCACCGUUUCCCAAAAGACCAACAUCACUUCACAGCUCCGCCGAGGGCUCGAUGAGUUGCGUAGCAUCCCUUCCCCAGAGCAGUGGAUUGACGCUAUGUGGCGCUGCGCCGUGGGCGUCAAAUCGGCUACCGAUUCAAAGUUGCCCAACAUCUCUCGUCUUCGGAAGGAUUACCACCUUGUUUUCAAGGGCUACAAGCCUGUAUUUACCCAUGCCGAUUUAGGCCCGGGGCAUGUCGUACUCCGAAACGUGGUGUCUUUGUAG